Messenger RNA from Penicillium macrosclerotiorum, 780 nucleotides. Its product is annotated as T2 family ribonuclease. Lineage: Eukaryota; Fungi; Ascomycota; Eurotiomycetes; Eurotiales; Aspergillaceae. The transcript is spliced from 4 exons. Gene Ontology annotation, biological process: RNA catabolic process. Gene Ontology annotation, cellular component: extracellular region. The coding region runs from base 1 to 780 and encodes 259 amino acids. Gene Ontology annotation, molecular function: RNA binding; ribonuclease T2 activity. The record is from RefSeq and is a predicted model, not a curated record.
AUGUCUCCUUCUCGUACUUCAAUGGGCAUGCUAGCUCUGACCGCCACAAUGGUGACACGCGUUUCGGCCUCCCUGCAGACCUGCUCAAGCUCCAGUACUUAUAGCUGCGAGAGCUCGUCCACGACGGCCACCUGCUGCUUCAACUACCCUGGAGGUGCUUUGCUACAGACCCAGUUCUGGGAUACCGACCCUGCAACCGGUCCCACUGAUUCCUGGACUAUUCACGGCCUGUGGCCCGACAACUGUGACGGUAGCUAUCAGUCCUACUGCGACUCCUCGCGCGAGUACUCCAACAUCACCGAGAUCCUGGAGGCACAGGACCGCACCGAGCUGCUGUCCUACAUGCAGGAGUACUGGCUGAGCGACUCCGGUAGUGACGAGACCUUCUGGGAGCACGAGUGGAACAAGCACGGCACCUGUAUCAACACUAUCGAUCCCAGCUGCUACAGCGAUUACACUUCCCAGGAGGAGGUUGGUGAUUUCUUCCAAAAGGUGGUGGAUCUGUUCAAAAGUCUGGAUACAUAUACGGCCCUCUCCAAUGCUGGCAUCACACCGAGCAGCUCCAAGACAUACACUCUGAGCGAGAUCCAGUCCGCCCUGAGUGAUCUGCAUGACGGUGCGGAGGUCUACCUUGGCUGCGAUAGCAGCACCCUCAACGAGGUCUGGUAUUUCUUCAACGUGGCGGGUAAUGCCAUCGAUGGUGACUAUAAGGCCACCGACACUCUGACCACGUCGAGCUGCCCGUCCAGCGGGAUCAAGUACACACCUAAGAGCAGCUAA